UUAAGAGAGUUGUGAUCUGACAACCAAUAGGAGGAGCUGGGAAGGCGCUGAACUGCUGAAGCCAAUGAAAAAAAUAAAAAAUAUGGAAAAUAGUCCUAUCAGCUUGGUGGUCAGACUCACGUAUUAUAUAUUAAAAAAAAAAAAACCUCUCAGUCUCAGCAUGUCAUCUCAGUUCUCCACCAUUAUCUGCAGCCAAAAGGGUAAGCUUGUAGGGCUCUGUUCUUCUGCUUUACAGUAUGGAAGGCGACAAUUUGUCAAGUAAAACAGAAGGGAAGCCGAUUCGAUGCAGAGCUGCUAUUGCUCGAGCGCCAGGGGAGCCUCUUGUAAUUGAAGAGAUUCUCGUGGAGCCGCCGAGUUCCCAUGAAGUUCGGAUUCGAAUCAUCUGUACAGGUCUCUGUCACAGCGAUAUUACUUUCUGGAAAAUGAAGGAUUUUCCUGGUGUUUUUCCGAGAAUUCUCGGUCAUGAGGCUAUCGGGAUGGUGGAAAGUGUGGGGGAGAAUGUAAAUGAGGUAGCGGAAGGAGAUAUUGUGAUACCAUAUUUUCUGGCUGAUUGUAAUGAAUGUGUAGAUUGCAAAUCGAAGAAGAGCAACCUGUGUUCAAAAUUUCCCUUCAAGGUCUCUCCUUGGAUGGCUAGAUCCGAGACAAGCAGAUUCACAGAUCUCAAGGGACAAACUUUACAUCAUUUUUUAUUUGUUUCAAGUUUCACUGAGUAUACUGUGGUAGACAUUGCUAAUAUAGUAAAAAUCGACCCUGAAAUCCCUCCAAAUAGAGCAUGUCUCCUAAGUUGUGGAGUAUCAACAGGGGUAGGAGCUGCUUGGAAAACUGCAAAUGUGGAGGCUGGAUCAACCGUUGCCAUAUUUGGGCUUGGGUCGAUUGGAUUAGCUGUAGCAGAGGGAGCAAGACUAUGUGGUGCCACUAGAAUUAUAGGAGUCGAUGUGAUUCCAGAGAAAUUUGAAAUUGGAAAAAAGUUUGGAGUCACAGAGUUUGUUAAUGUUACCAGUUGUGGGGAUAAAUCAGUAAGCCAGGUAAUCAAUGAGAUGACUGAUGGAGGUGCAGAUUACUGCUUUGAGUGUGUUGGUUCUUCAUCCUUGGUGCAAGAGGCAUAUAAUUGCUGCAGAAAGGGAUGGGGAAAGACAAUAGUGUUGGGAGUGGACAAGCCGGGAGCACAGUUGACCUUAAGCUCUUAUGAUGUUCUUCAUAGUGGAAAAGUUCUGACAGGAUCAUUAUUUGGAGGACUCAAAGCUAAAACCGAUAUUCCAAUUCUGCUGAAACGUUACAUGGACAAGGAAUUACAACUGGAUGAAUUUGUCACGCAUGAGAUGAAGUUUGAAGACAUCAAUAAAGCCUUCGAUUUACUUAUUCAAGGGAAGUGUCUACGAUGUGUGAUAUGGAUGGACAAAUAAGGGAGUUUGCCCUCAAGUCUUCUCAGAGGUGCCUGCAAACAUUUACUGCUCUUGUUCGGUUCUCGUGCUCAUGGAUAUGUAAGAUUCUCAAUUUGUUCGUAUGAGUGACAGAAUCUUCUAUUGCACAAUUUCAAAAUCACAUUAUGUGAUAUUCGAGACAGAAUAGUUUCUUAUUAUUUAGCUGAAAUUCAAUAAAAGGGAGUAAUAAAUCA
Messenger RNA from Mangifera indica (mango), 1615 nucleotides. Its product is annotated as alcohol dehydrogenase-like 7. Gene Ontology annotation, biological process: formaldehyde catabolic process. The coding region runs from base 237 to 1403 and encodes 388 amino acids. Gene Ontology annotation, cellular component: cytosol. The transcript is spliced from 10 exons. The record is from RefSeq and is a predicted model, not a curated record. Gene Ontology annotation, molecular function: S-(hydroxymethyl)glutathione dehydrogenase [NAD(P)+] activity; zinc ion binding. NCBI's taxonomy places the organism in Eukaryota, Viridiplantae, Streptophyta, Magnoliopsida, Sapindales, Anacardiaceae.